AUGGCCCACAGGCCGCGGGAAGUGCUUUCCAAGGUCGAACGUGAUGCGCUUAGAGAACUCAAGGACGACAAUGACUUGGUCAUCGUGCCAGCGGACAAGGGACGCUCCACGGUUGUGCUGGACAGGACAGACUACCUUCAAAAAGCCAAAGGUUUACUGGAGAACCGACAGUUCUAUGUCCCAUGUGCAACGAACCCUGUAAAAGCGCUGACACGCGAAAUUAGUGCUACGUUGUUGGCCUUGGAGAACCCAGGUGCAAUAACACCGACCGACAGACGCAUGGUGGACCCCAAGAUACUGCUUUGGCCCGAUUCUAUGGCCUCCCUAAGGUGCACAAAGACGGCGCUCCUCUCCGACCCAUUUCAGCAGCACCGGCUCCUCGGGGCGGUACAGGUCAGCGAAUGUCAUCCUGCCGACAAAGGGCCGACCGAGAAAUCUGCAGAAAAAUACCUACUUUUAAAAAUGUAAUAGGCAUUCAAAGGAUAGACGCACGCCGUAACGACCCAGGAGUAGUUCGGAAUUUACGGAGUGAACUAGCACGGAAGGAUGUGACUGAAGAGUCACAAUCGCAUGGGCCAUGAUUCAUUUGUAUCAGGGUUUUCCGGCGUCAGUCCACUAAGCUGGUUUUGACGUUUUGCCUGCGCCGGGUGAACGGCCAUGCGGGCAGCGCACAGGUGAACACAGUUUCCAGCGCCACUGCUGGUGAGCCAGAUUUCCGAGCUGUUAUCACGCCAAUAACUGACGAGAUCGAUGAAAGCACAACAAGUGCCAACUCCGCAAAUAGCCAUCAAAUGAUUAUCGUAUCAUGCGCGGCCAUUUACUUUGAAUUUGGGAGCGACAUAGCAACUGCAUCCUAUGCAUAUUGCGUCGCCUGGGGAUCCACUGCUGUUACCUCUUGCUGUCUCGGAUGAUGAUGUGUUCACCGAUAGAAUCCACGAACAUAAUUUCCUUGACCAGUCUGAGUCACUGAGUUGAAAACUGCACGUCCUUGCCGUUGUGGAAAACGCACCCUUAGCUGGACGGUAGUUUUUGGUUUUUUUUGAGCCACUCUGUAUUGCACUUUGCAAUGAUCUUAUGCCGCCGCCUGACGCAGCUGCGAGGGGUUCGGCUCGUCAGUGGGUCCCCCGGCUUCUCCUGUGUGUUUUUUGGCAUAUAAACUCCGUCUCAACUUGCCUUGUUUAAUUUCCGAGGAAGUUAAUGCCCGAACUUGGAGUAAAUCUUUCGAAACGACCUUUUCAGGCACGAUCCAAAGUUUGAUAUGAAUAUUUGAGCUGAAAUCCAUCAGCUACUGCGGAAUAACCGCUUAAUAUUCACAAACCGCCAACAGGCAGCCAGUAAUGUAGAACUGAGCAAUGAUUUACCGUACUACGUUUAGCUAAUACCUGUGUUGUUAGUACGGCAAAUCAUUGCACAGUUCUUCACUGCUGGCUGCCUGUUGGCGGUUUGUGAAUAUUAAGCGGUUAUUCCGCAGUAGCUGAUGGAUUUCAGCUCAAAUAUUCAUAUCAAAUUUCGGAUCGUGCCUGAAAAGGUCCGGUUCGAAAGAUUUACUCCAAGUUCGCGCAUUAACUUCCUAGGAAAUUAAACAAGCCACUCCGUAUUUUUUUGUACGCCAUAAGCAUUCACGAUGUCAGUUGUAGCGCGUGACCUUUUGCGUCUCCACUUUAUAAACGACACCUGUUUUCAAAAAUAACUGUUUGGACGCCUGCGAAGCAUCUACGCACUCUAUCCUCCCUCACCCGCCCGAGCCCGGUGUCAAGUCACAGUGAAGAAGGCUGGAGGACGGAAAGGGUGCACGUAGCCUACGCGGCUGGAGCCGCCCUUAGGCGUGCCACCAAACUCGACACAGCGGGGUGAGCGCAGGGGCGGUGAUUUGCGCGUGAAUCGGUUUGUAGUGAUAGUAGACUUGCGCAGCAUCUACUCCACCAUCUCCUCUCUUCAAUUUGGCCUGGUGCCAAAACAUAGUUAAGAAGGUCGGAGGUGAGAGAGGCGCAGGUGGUUGGCGCGGCCGGAACCGCCCCUAGGCGUGCCGCCAGACCCGGCUCGGAUCCCGCGGAGUGGGAGUGCCAUAGAGGGUGCAUUAAGAAGGAGUCACUGCAGUCUGACUCUCAGUCCACCAGUCCGCCGCUCCACACAAACACACACCAACACUGGGCCGACUGCGAGGUGCAAGUUAUCCUGUCAGUUGGCAACCUUCCAAGGCACGGCUUCUAGUGCACCGUGAUAGCUUUAAGCGUGUCACAUUGCAGUGAGGAAAGUGCACUGAGUCGCUGACCUCAAUUCUCACACGCGAGUGCUAAGGCGCGCACAUUCACAUGUGUGAACUCAGUUCUUGGAACGGCCAUUACUUUUACAACCCUUGGCGAUGAGACUCAGUCGCCAGGGUCACCAUACUCAUUGGAGUAAAAUGUGCUACUGAACGCCAAACAGUAGCAUGACCGUAACUGCAAGUAGUUAUUGUUGUUAUCUUCUCUGAUAUUUCCGUGAACGAGUAACUAUCUAGAUAGAGCAAAAAACUGACCGAUCGUUGAAUCGACUCUCCUUUUGUUCGUACCCUUUAAAUGCAGACUAAGAAGUGUCAGGCAAAAAUGACUCUAACCCAAAUCUUCAACUUAACCCCAACCACAAAUGUGAUUGCGAAGAAGGAGACACGAUCGUGGGAACAAGGGCUUUAUUAGCCUGACGUUUCGUGUCUCUUUCUUCGCGACUACUUCCUGGAACUCGCCUCUUCGCAUCUUUUAACAAAUUUAAUCGUUUCCUUAAGCUCAAACCAAAGCGUAUACCCAACAUAACAUGCCUACGUAGAUCAAAUGGACAAGAACUAAGGUAUACACGCUUGAUAGUCGCCACGUUUAUCCUUAAAUAUCACGAAUUUGAGAUAGUUGACUAUGCUCAUAGGUCUAGAAAUUCCACUUACAUAAUCGCGGAUCAACAAGAAGGUGACACUCUAGUAAUGCUUUCUGUUAAGGAAAAGGAAGAAAAGGUGGGAUUCGCGAAUGAUCGACAGUUUUGAGCUGAUUCUCUAGUCCAUCAUCAGGAAUGUGCCAGACACGUGGAAACUAUGCGAGCAGUUGCACCGACCCUAAUGUCGUUGCCAAUCAUGGACCUGAGCCAUGUCCCUCUGUCUGCGUUGGGCUUGGAAGAAGUUAGGGAGAUUGAGACAACUACUGACCGAUUUAGGGCCGGGAUCGCAUGCCCUCAUUAACUCUCCUACAGGCAUGCUUCUGAUUUGUUCGAUUAUGGACGUAAUCUGAGCAUCAGGAUUCUGUCUAUUCGGCUCGAUUGGUUGCUUGUGAUCGACGAUGUCGACGACAUCUGGUGAUGGAGGCAUGGGAGUGGUCGUUCCCGCUCACUGGUGCACACAACUAACGAGCACAAUCCAUCCUUGAUCUUAAAGUGUGCAGUUUGUGUGGGGAUUUUCGCUUUUGAAGUUUGUGUGGCACCGGUGGAUCCGUAGAAAAUCGGUAUCUGUUCUAUGCUUGUCCACGUCCUGUACAUUCAUUCUUCAGCUGGUCGUUUGGUUGCGAUUGAAGAGAACAACGUCGGAGAAGACGAAACGACAAGGAUAGGUUAUAUGACUGAGGCUGAAGUCGUUGAAAGGCGUGACUGGUUCCUAACUAAAAAUGUGCCGAACAAUGCCCACUUAAAUAAAUACAGUCGGUAAUUCUGGACGAUAAGCCUACGCGGCCACAUAUGCUACUCUUACUGGUAUAAAUCGGCAGAUCCUAAAACGACAUUUCACCUGAUGAGGAAAAAACGGCGUUCAUACUAUGGCGCUAGUAACUGGUCCAUUUUUCCGAAAGACUGCACUUUGAAGCUCCCUUAGUGGAGAAAUUGUGCUGUCGAUACAAGCGAAGACGCGAGUUCGGGGAACCAGCUCACAAGAAGUAGAAGCGAUCGCUGGAACAAGAACGUUAUUCGCCUGACGUUCCGAAUUCUCGCUCGAGCCCAUCAUCAGAGACAGUAACAGAUACGGGUAAUUCGAGCACAGAAGGUUGCGGUAUUUAUAGGAUUCAGUCGCUAUGCCACUGCAUACCUAUGACAAUUAACCGCCCUUCCCUUCAUCGGGGAUGGUUGCCCGCUGGUGAGCUAAUUGCUUGAUGGUUGGCAUGUAAUUUGUUGAACUGUCAUUCCCCAUAUUGGACGUUGACGUGAUGAUCGCCCGGCAACCUGGCUCAUCGGUUUGCGCGCUCCCCCAGUGUCUAAUCACGCUGGCCAGACUAAAUCUCAGCACCGAAUAUGGGGUGGGGACGUCAUCGCACUUGAGCUCCGUGAACGAUGACUCAAGUAACUGGCGGCUCACGCGACUGCCACCCCUCACGAGCACUUCGGUCUCAUCGAAAUUGAAUGUCUGGCCGGGUCUCGUCAAAUGGGCCGCGACUUGAGAGUUGGCGCCUUUUCUCCGCACUGCUGCAGCGUGUUCGGCGAUUCGCAUUCGGAGCAGUCUUCCAGUUUCUGCGACGUAGCUGCUUUGCCCGCAACUGCACCAGAUCCGGUAAGCCAUUCCAUAUGUUUCUUGUCGCGGCAGCGGGUCUUUUAGUCGCAUCACCUGACGUCUAAGGGUUGUCUCCGGUCUGUGUGCAACUCCAAAUCCAAGUAGUUUGAGAAGGCGACUGACGGCCUCGGAAAAGUUCUUGGUGUUCGUGGCUGUUCGGCAAAAUGUUGGCUCGGUACGAUUUUGCAGUUCGUCUCGUUUGCGCAUUCAGCGGUCGACGAAGUUGCGUGGGCAGCAAUUUACUCUGAACACCUGUACCUGUUACUGUCUCUGAUGAUGAGUUCGAGCGUGAAUCCGAAACGUCAGGCGAAUAAAGCUCUUGUUUCAGCGAUCGCUUCCACUCCUUAUCAAAUUGUGCCAUUGCAGUUUACGAGUUGUUUCGAGAUUGCGACUGUGGUAGUUCAUCCCCAUGGAGCUGAGAGGCCUCGUCAGCUGCCGCGAUCACUGCAAGGCCAGGGCUCCUUCCUUGCUCCCUCUCGUUGUCCGCCUUGCGUACCCAAAGCCUUUCUACCUCGCGGGGGCAUUGACACCACCCACCGGGGAUGAUUGAAAUCUACCCCGAUCCACACUACUCACUUACUCUAAGUAACGCGCUCCCUUCAUCCAAAAAUGACCCCAGGCUAAUGUUUUCUCCCCAAAGCUUGUAAGCCUUUUUGGUUGGGACCGUAGAGUUGGGGUAAGCAAUUGUUACGAAAGCCCGAUGAGUGGAAAUGACUUCUUAGUCAAUGCCUUGUGACGGUUGGCUUUCGAUUGUUUGUGUGUGUGUGUCUGCGCGUGAUAAAAUGUACUUUAAAGGCCGAAUUGAGGCGCCACAAACCGGUUUGAGCCACCUAUCAGACAAUUACUUCAAUGCGGCUUCACUUCUCGGUUGUGGAGCUCCUGGCCUGCGUUCUGAACGCGUUGUCGUCGACGCCGACCGGACACCACCGUUCGGAUGAUGCCCAGAUCUCUUCUGCCUAUUCUUUUACUUCUACUGCCUGGUAAGUUAAAGUGAGGAGUGACUGGGCCGAAUUUAUUUCCAACCUUAUAAAAACACUAACAAUUCAUUACCGAGUAAAGAGGGUCGUGCAUAAUUUAGCGACUUGCAACAUGCUUCCUAGUCAGCUUCAGGGAAUGUACUCCCUUGAUCAUUCAUCCCCGGCCUGAAUGGUAAAUCAGCGGAAGUUGAAAACAGCCAAUGAGCAGUAGGCACGGGAGAGGGUUGAGGACAGUUCGGACACGUCGGGCAUGAGUAGGAGGAGGAGGAGGAGAAGGGGGAGGAGGGGGAAGAGGAGGAGGAGGAGGAGAAGAAGAAGAAGAAGAAGAAGAAGAAGAAGAAGAAGAAGAAGAAGAAGAAGAAGGAAAAAGAAGAAUUUGACAGUGACUUAUGCUUAUGUUUCGUCAUUGUAGCGCGACGUGACUUAGUGCGGCAAUGA
Spirometra erinaceieuropaei is the source of this 5907-nucleotide messenger RNA. The record is from the annotation of a GenBank genome assembly. Lineage: Eukaryota; Metazoa; Platyhelminthes; Cestoda; Diphyllobothriidea; Diphyllobothriidae.